CCAUCUUGGAUUUCACUUUGAAUUUUAGACUCAAACCUGGACAAAGGAGCUUGGAUUUGAACCAGAUUUAGACUCUUGGUACCAGGAUGAACUUGCCGACAUGGGAGGAGGUGGAGGGCUGGGACCAGGGAUAUGUGGCUGCCUUCAUGCACCAGAUGAAAAUGUAUGAAUGUGCUGUUAUUGUCAACCGAUAUCAAAUCAAUGGACACAGAUUUUUGAACAUGACUGAAAACGACCUGAGGAAGUUUAGCCCCAUUCUUCAGCCGCAGCUUCAGAAAAUUGUCCAAGACAUAAAGAAGAAUGACGGCAGCAUAUUGGACAAACUAAGGAGACUCAAGAGUAAAUCAGUGCCCAGACUCCCAGCCAGAGACUACAGAGGUGAAGAUAGAGACGAGAGUGAAGGCUCUGACCCUGAAUAUGACAAUGAAACGUAUGAAGCUCCACAAGGGGACCAUGACGACAGCUACGAGCCUCCUCCCUCUCACCAACACCGAGUGUUCACCUCCGGAGCUGUGCCGCGGGGGGAGUAUCUCGACAGCUGCCGAGGCCGACCAGAGCGCCCCCCGAAUAAGCCCCAGCGCCUGGGGAGAGCGGGCAAACGGCUGCCCCCUCCGCCCAUAUCCAAGCACCAGGACAAUGAUGAGGAGGACUACAUAAACCCAGAUGGCAACAAUGAUGACGACAAUUACAUCGAACCAGAUGAGAAUCCACCUCAUAGAGGCAGAGCAGUAAGAAAUCUACCCAGAGUCUCCCCACAGCGCCCCUCUAGUCCUGACUGUUAUGAAGUCCCAGACACUGAGGUGAAGCCUCAGCCUCCUCCAGUUGUAAACAGUUUUACAGCAGAGAGAAUACAAAAAAGAGAUAGACUCCAGUGUCCAAAACCCUCACAACCACAUCCUUUACCUCCCACACCAAGCCCAAGGCUACCUCCAAGAUCUACUACUCCUGAGCCAACAGGGGAUGAUGAGUACGAAGUGUGUGAUGCAGAUGACAUUCCAGAGUGCAGCAGCGAUAAACUAAGAGAACCUCGUCCUCUUCCUCAUCCCAAGCCACUGCCCAGAGAGAGAUCACCAAAGCCUCUCAUGAAACCAAAACUACCAGUCAAACCAUCCUUCCGAGAGUUUGAGAACCGAACUUUGCCAUUGACACCAAGUGAACCAGCUCCACUUCCUUCAAAAGCCUUCUCCCUGGACCUAAAACGACCAAAGAUUCCUAUUCCACAUUUCCUGUCUCACAGACAAACUGACCAGCAUGAUGUUCCAGACAAAGGCUGUGUGGAAGAAAAUAAGGCAGAGAUCAAAUCUGAAGAAGAACUACAUAGUAAGCCAUGGUUUGCUCAGUUUUGCGAUCGCAAAACAGCUGAUGAAGCCCUGCUCGAAUGCUAUCAGGACGGAGCGUUUUUGGUGAGAAAGAGUUCGGGCCACGAUGCACAGCAGCCCUACACUUUAGUGGUGCUUUAUAAUAAUAGAGUCUACAACAUCCCCAUCCGAUUCAUACAGAGCAGUCAGCAGUUCGCCCUGGGCCGGGAGAAGAGGGGAGAGGAGUAUUUCAGCAGCUUGACCCACAUCAUCGAGCACCAUGAGAGGACUCCACUGGUUUUGAUCGACAGCCAGAGCAACAGCAAAGACGCCACCAGACUCACCUUCCCUGUCAAACCAUAGACACAGAACAUGGGAGCACAAGUAGCAGAAUUGUUUUUGGUGGUUUUCAACUGGUUUCACGAAUAACUAAUUGUAUUUCUCAAGUUACAUGUAAUAUAGUAUUGGUGGUUUUCAGAUUAGAAUGUGAGGAUGUCAUAUUCCCAGGUGGGUUGGAUAGACUUUCCUAUUUAUUACAUUGUACUUUACCCUGAAAUAUCCAAAAUGUGAAUGCAGAAAUGCCAAACCUGGUCAUUUCUGACCCUCACCGUAUUCCAACAAAAACCUGCAUUUUAAUAUCCCAGACCACCUCAACACAAAAUUGUUCUACGUCCAACAUGUUGAACUAACAAAUGGGUUAUAUUUGGGGGGAAAAAUACACUGCUAAACUGGUAUUCAGAAUUGUGAAAGAAUAAUUUGUCCUUUUUACCACAAAGUUGCAUAAAUGAUGUACAGUGAACAUACAAUAAUGUUUUUGUUUAAAUCUUUUCAUAUAAAACAAAGGGAAAGCAGGAAUGGUCAAUAGUGCAUAUUUAAAGCUGCACUGUGUAACACUCUGUGAGGGGUUUCCACCUCAUAGGAGUUACAAUAGUUUACAAUGUGGUUAAAUACUGUACCUUGCAGCCUUUUCAUUGGGCUAGUACUUCCACUUCCAAUAUUGUUUUGUCUGGUAUUUUUUCACAAAAUAACAUAAAGCUUAUCUAGUAUUUGACACCACCAAACCAAGUAUUUUUGGCAAGCACCUGUAAUCAAUGACUUCAAUUGAACAAUUGAAAGACAAAUAAAUUUAUACCAGACAAUCCUUCUUUGAACAUGCAUGAAUGCAUUAGACAUCACCUACCUUCCAUUUAUUACUCCAUCCUCAGACCUAAGACUAAACAAUGAAACCAGUAGGGCUAGCCAGUAUGCUAAUAGGUGUUAGAGCACCCAUUAGGGACUUGAAUGCUUAUGCUAAGUAUUACUCAGGCAUAGUUCACUCUUAGUGUAGCAUAUAGGUGUGUUAGCUUCACUGUAGUUAUCUCCUCCCUGCAGAUAGAUACAGGGUGGCCCAAAGGUCACUGACACUUUUAAAUCUUCAGUAGCUCCUAUAAUUCUUAAGUUAUACUCACCAAAUUUUAGCAGUAGGUAAACUAAACCUUCCGAGAUUUUUGCCAAUAUAUACGGUUAUAAUUGUUCACUUACACUUGAACUUAUAACUACUUAAACUAGAGGAAGUAAAAAUGACCAAAUUUUUUUUAAAUAAUGUUUUUAAGUGCCCACUAUUUUCGGUUUUGCACUGAAUAUCCUGAUCCAACACACUUUGCAUAACAUCUGAAAGCAGUUCCGGGCUUUUGGCUCUUAUUUGAUCCUUGAAAUUACGUUUUAAGUAAUUUAUUGUCUGAUGUUUAUUCACAAACACCUUUUCUUUAAGCUCGCCCCACAGGAAGAAAUCAGGAUUAGUCAGGUCUGGGGAGAUCACAUUCUGCACUCUGUCUUUGAAAACCACUUAUUAUUCCUUUAAUGGCAUUUACACUUGGGGCAUCUCUGGUAUUAAAAUAUCGACUGUAACAUCUCUGGGUUUCUGAAUUUGACCCAUGUGACUCAAAGUACCACUGUACAAUGAGGGUUCAUUCCUCUGUGCUAUAUUUGCUCAUAUCAAUUUCGAAAGGGUAGUUCUAAAUGCUUUGAAAAAAAUAAAAUACAAAUAUUUAGAAAAAAAAUAUAUAUUUUUUUAACUGUCAGUGACUUUUGGGGUCCACCAGCAAUCUAACCCAAAUCUAACUAAAACUGAAGCAGCUUGGAUGAGCAGUGAAACAUGUUCACUGCAACAACUUUUUGUCCAGUUGGCAGAUUAGAAUUUAUCUUUUACUAUGGAUCAUACGUG
Periophthalmus magnuspinnatus is the source of this 3501-nucleotide messenger RNA. It is a transcript of the gene blnk, whose product is annotated as B cell linker. The transcript has 24 exons. Lineage: Eukaryota; Metazoa; Chordata; Actinopteri; Gobiiformes; Gobiidae. Gene Ontology annotation, biological process: cell surface receptor protein tyrosine kinase signaling pathway; intracellular signal transduction. The coding region runs from base 87 to 1661 and encodes 524 amino acids. The record is from RefSeq and is a predicted model, not a curated record. Gene Ontology annotation, molecular function: protein binding.